AUGGGCGACCGCCAUAUGUUCUCUGACCUUCACAGCCGAGGUCAUGGUCACAGCGACCUCCCCAUGGACUAUAUCAAUCGCAUGCUCAAUCGUCACUCGCGCUCUACAUCACGCCCAUACCAAAGACCCCACUCGCGUCCACCUCCGCCGCCAGCAGCUAGCCCACAGACGAGCCCUCGCCGACAAGAGAAGUCCAGCGCGCCGCGACAACAUAUGCGCAAGCACCACCGGCUUAAGAUGACGUCCUUCACUGGACCGUGGACUGACGACGUAGAUGCGCUCAAGAAGGCGGUUCAGUCUAUGCCCGACCAGUACAAGUCGUCUUUCUCCAGCGCAUCCAAUGAGGUCCUCGAGAAAGUCUGUGACCCGGAAGUCCUGCACGUCUGGGAGACUGACUCCGAUAUCGAUAACAUGCUCCAACUCACUUCAGUCAUCGCGAAGCUAUGCAACCUCGGGACACGCAAGGAGAAAGGCGCAAACGCAAGCGAUGGCGCCAUGGUCAUCAUCGCCGAGGAGAAGUCCGGCCGCAAUAACUUCGCUCGCAUAUGCCAGCUCGUCGAGCACCUGACCUGCGCGAACGGGAAGAAACAUCUAGAUGGCACAGUCGCAGCAUUUGGCACCAUCGUCGUCGUCAUAGGAUGGAACAACAGUAUACGCAGCGACAACACAGGCAAAGAAGUCGAUAGCACCGUCAAGCGCAUCAACAUCGCCAUCGAGCGCGUGUUCAAAAUGAGCAGCACCAAGAAAGAGCUCAUCUGGCACCACGGCCCCGUCGUACACUUCCUCCUCACUUGGAUCAACAAAACCUCCUCCACCCCUGCGCUCAGCUCUAUCGAUAGCGUCAAGCCCUCGCCCGCUGGCCGCGCAAACACACUCCCAGACCUCACCUGCCUCGAAACCUAUGCGCGGAAAUUAGAUAUCCCAAUCCUUUUCCUCGACCCGGCCAGCCAGUUGCUCAAUUUCCCACACUUGGCGUCCUACAUGUACUACUUCGCAUACUAUAUCAACACGUUUCUGCCGUCCUCGCUCAGCCGGCCGCACUUGCACAAAGCGCAGGACUCGCUCGUAACCUUCGCGUUCCAGAUCCUCGGCGCAAGUAAAGCCAAAUAUGGCGAGACGGUCGUCAAAGCCGUGAAGGCGCAUCUCGACCCCGGCGCGGCGAAGAAGUGGGCGAGACAGUGUGUCGACGCGCGGAACUAUGAGAAGAGCAAGUGUAGAGCUGCGGGCGCGGAGCAAGGCAUACACCGCGCUGUUCAAAUCGCAGACAGUCCCUUCUCACUCUUCUCCUCCUCCUCCUGCCCCUCCCUCCCAGCGUUUUCGAGACUCGCGGUUGGACCCGCAGCACUCGGCAGUAUCGAAUUCCACACCGCAGCACCCGUGAAUAUCGACCUUCUCCCAAUCCCGCAUGCGCCCCGCGAACCCGGCGACAUGCUACAUCCUCCUCCCCGCGCACGCGCAGGAUAA
Messenger RNA from Parastagonospora nodorum SN15, 1464 nucleotides. RefSeq lists its product as hypothetical. Bases 1 to 1464 code for a protein of 487 amino acids. The transcript has 2 exons. Lineage: Eukaryota; Fungi; Ascomycota; Dothideomycetes; Pleosporales; Phaeosphaeriaceae. The record is from RefSeq and is a predicted model, not a curated record.